Messenger RNA from Xenia sp. Carnegie-2017, 1050 nucleotides. Its product is annotated as ubiquinone biosynthesis protein COQ9-B, mitochondrial-like. The record is from RefSeq and is a predicted model, not a curated record. Gene Ontology annotation, biological process: ubiquinone biosynthetic process. The coding region runs from base 46 to 936 and encodes 296 amino acids. Lineage: Eukaryota; Metazoa; Cnidaria; Anthozoa; Malacalcyonacea; Xeniidae. Gene Ontology annotation, molecular function: lipid binding. Gene Ontology annotation, cellular component: mitochondrial inner membrane. The transcript has 9 exons.
AAGUAUUUCCUAACCUACAGAAACAAAACAGACAUUGACAAUCAAAUGUCGACAUUGAAUAAAGUUCGUCUUACUUUUACAAAAUCUUUAAAAUUAAUGCGCUUCAUCGUUACUGGCAUACAAAAUGUUCGUGUUUGUCACAACGACAGUAAAGACAAUGGAAGUAAUAUAGAUAAAGAUGGCCAUGGACAGUCUCAAUCUGAAAAUGAUGAAAGUACAUCAAACCAGAAUUCAUCAGAAACAUAUUCAGACGAAGGACUGGAUGAUUCCAUGAUUCAUGAUCGAAUUUUGUCUGCUUCAUUGCAAUUUGUACCAAAGUAUGGUUGGACUGAAGAAGCUAUUGCCGAAGGAGCAAGGAUAGAAGGACUAUCUGCAAUGGCUACAGGAUUAUUUCCUAGACAAGGAGGGGACCUUGUCUUACAUUUUAUCAAUAAAUGCAAUAUAGACCUUGGGCAUUAUUUAGCAGAGAAUAGCCGGACUGAAGAGGAAAACAGAAAGAUAUUUGAUCAGAGUGAGUUUAUAAGAAAAGCAAUUGAAGUAAGACUUAGAAUGAUGAUUCCUUAUGUUGACUCAUGGCCACAGGCAAUGGGUUUAUUGGCUUAUCCAUCCAAUGCUGUUGAUGCCAUUCAAAGUGUAGCAAACAUGACAGAUGAUAUAUGGUACCAUUCCAAUGAUACUUCUACUGACUUGAACUGGUAUACAAAACGAGCAUCCCUAGCCACCAUUUAUGGGGCAACAGAGUUGUACAUGUUGCAAGAUAAAUCAGAUGAAUUUGAGAACACUUGGAGCUUUCUUGAUCGCCGAUUUGCAAAUAUACGAAACACUGGUAAUUUUUUGCAAAGUUUGAGCCAAGCAAGAGAAGAUACUUUUACCCUAUCCUGUGCCGCCUUUAAUCUGGCAAGAAAUAUCUCUGGAUUUAAUCGGUGGAAUAGAUAAAAUGGCUUUGUCUGCAAUCGGAUUCCUCAGUAUUUUUUGGCAGAAAUUGAAAAAGGAAUCAAUAUUUGGAUAUAUUUACAUGUAAUUUAUGAAUAUGGAGAUGGUUACAACUGA